GUUUUUCAUGAUCAAUGUACUACUAUACCAAGAGCACCUGAAGAGACAUUUCCAAUAGGAGUAAAAGAUCGACCGACAAAACUUUUAUCCAUUGGAAAUCAAUAUAGAAUUCACGCAUCAUCAUUAAGUUUCUGGCCUGUUGAUAUUAAAGUCCGUGAAAAAUUUAUUAACUUAUUCCGGGAUAGGCACUCUUCAGCUUCAGCAUUACAUGUUUUUGAAGACGACCUCUAUUUAAAUACUAUAAAUGAGCAGGAGUUAUUGAAAAUUUUUGCAGAUCGAGCCUAUAAUCCAGAUAAUGAAUUUUUAGUUCCAAGCACAAAAGAAAAUAAUGAUACAAAUUACAUUGUAAAUAGCGAGCUUGGCAUUUGUUCCUGUCCUGUUGGAAUGUCUGGUGCCCCCUGCAAGCACCAAGGGGCAGUUGCAGUGAAAUUUCAUGUUUCAAUAUUCAACUUCAUUCCGUUGUUAACACCAGAUGAUCGUGCAAUUUAUGCAUAUAUAGCACUUGGCUAUAUUACCCAGGAUAAAUUAUUUUAUGCAUCAUUAUAUGCACGGCCUAUAUUGCAAAAUCAAGAAAUUUUAUGCACUAAAGAUAAAGUAGAAAUAUUCAAUGAUUUAUUAAGAACCGAAUGGAA
Molecule: messenger RNA, 632 nt
Organism: Dentiscutata erythropus
Lineage: Eukaryota; Fungi; Glomeromycota; Glomeromycetes; Diversisporales; Gigasporaceae
Source: the annotation of a GenBank genome assembly